GGGAGCGCAGACCUCCAUUCCCCGCGCCGAGGAUCGGCUGGGGCCGCCGCCAGGCAAGGUGGCGUGAGGCGCUGGAGAGUUCGCCCCCGAGAGCGGUGGUGCCGCGGGCCGAGAUGCUCCUCCGGGACUUGGUGCUGCGCCGGGGCUGCUGCUGGCCUUCACUGCUGCUGCACUGCGCGCUCCACCCUCUCUGGGGCUUCGUGCAGGUGACGCAUGGUGAGCCCCAGAAGUCCUGCUCCAAGGUGACCGACAGCUGUCAACACAUCUGCCAGUGCCGCCCCCCUCCCUUGCUGCCCCCACCACCCCCGCCCCCACCACCUCCCCGACUCCUCUCCGCCCCAGCCCCCAACUCUACCUCGUGCCCUGCUGAGGAAAGCUGGCGGUCGGGGCUGGUGAUCAUCAUUGCGGUAUGUUGUGCCUCCCUGGUGUUUCUCACUGUGCUUGUCAUCAUUUGCUACAAAGCCAUCAAAAGGAAACCACUGAGAAAAGAGGAGAACGGCACCAGUGUUGCUGAGUAUCCCAUGACCUCCUCACAGAGCAACAAAGGGGUGGACGUGAACAGCGCCGUGGUCCGCGCUCUGACAAAGGCAGGGAGUCUGUCUGCUGGGCUGGGGAGGCAUCCCGCUUUAGCCAAGAGAAGGGCGAUCCAGGGGCCACUCCCCUGCCAGAAAACCUCUCCUCCUCCCCAGCAAGCCUGUCUGCUUCUCCAUUCACCAUGCGUCCCAACAGAAGCCAUCGGCACGGCCACGAGACGUCCCCUACCAAAGGUGCUUCCCACACAUCUGUCUGCCGCCGCAUCUGCGACUGUCCUCAGUCUUCAGGGCCUGCCUCCUCCCUCCCCUUCCCACCCACAUCCGGGGCCCCUGGCUCUAGACCCCCGACCCCGUGCCACGGAGGGCUGUGAGCCCAGCCUGUGGAGCCCCCUCCUGAUAGCAGACAGAGGGGCUCUUUUAGUGUCUGACCUUCCAGGGGCAAAACAACUCCCUGAACACCAGGUCGAGGAGCCAGGAAGGAUGGAGGCCCCUCUGCCUGUCCUCAGACUCAUUCGCACAGUGGAUCCUCAUAGUGACUGACGCCACCGUGUGAGCCAGGCCGUGCCUUCAUCCGGCGGAGGCCACCAUUUGUGCCAAGCCCUCUGUGGGCGCUCCGGGCUGGGCUGCCCCAGCCUGGCGCGGGGUCUCCCUGACCACCUCCAGAGGCCCUGACCAGGUACUCAGACUCUCUCCUGAGAGCCCCCGGCCUCCCCUCACCCACAGGGAGGUGGUGUUCUCCUAGGGCUCCCCUUUGAAUGUCUCUUCCCCGGGUCUUGUGUUCUAAACGUGCUGAAACCUCCGGAGGGGUCGGUAGAUGAAGGGAAGGAAUGGGAAGACCCUCCAGGCCUGGUUAUCUUCGUCCACCGGCCUGGUUCCCCGGGGGCCACCGGCCCUGUGGCCACAUGACUAACCCCGUGGCGACAGCGGCCUGUGGUUUGGUCUCCCCUGGCGGAUUGGGAGAACGCUCCUGACCUCGUGGGUCUGCUCUCUCUGUGUAGGGACUUAGCUAAGUGGAUCCUGUCCACCUCCCAGACCACCACGUGUAGUUCUCUGGAGGGUAUUUGGGCCACGGUGAGACUUUCCCAUCCAGGUAGGCCUGACAGAAAACAAGUCCCCGUUCAGGCUGAACCUUAGAAAUCCAUUGUCCCUGAGCCCUUGUGCCAUGGAGCAGUCUGUGGUCCAUUGUGUUGCAGAGGGCAGAGGGAGAAGGUGAGUUUGCUGAGACCCUAACCCGGAUCCCCCCCCCCCCCACCCCCAGGUCAGCGGGAACAGGCUGGGGACAGGUCCAGGCCCAGACCCUCUGGGAAAGGCUUCUGUCUUCCUUUCAGUUUUCCUUCGGUGUGAGGACCUGUUUUGAGUUUGGAUUUGGAUUUUGCUUUCCCUGCCUACGUUAGCAUGGCACACCACCACGGGCGGCCAUGGUCAGUGCCCCCAGCUGGUGGGCGCCCAUGCCUUCCACUCCCCCCCAAGGGAUGCAGGGCCCGUGACAAGAGGCCAGAGGGUGUGAGUCUGCAGCGAGACGCUUUCCCUCACGGCCUAUAGCCUCCUGCCAAGUCCCCUGCCUAUGCCCUGAGCAGAUACCCUGGCAGGAACCCCACUCUCAGCACAUGCCACCCUGGGCUCAGAAGGGAUGGGAAGGCCCCUGUGGUCAGAGGGGAGAAUCCUGGCUAAGGGGUGCCGGAGGGGUGGGCAGCCGGCCCGGAGAGGCACCCAGGGAGGCAGGGCACAGGCCUGCUUUGCACAAUCCCACCUUCCCUGACCCUGGCUUCAACCUGGGAGGUUUUACAACUAGCUAAAUCCUUCAGCCCCUGGCAAGGCUCCCUGUGAGGAACUUCGAUGACCACCCACCAGGCUCUGGGGCCAGUGUCCCCUUCCCUGGGGACACAGCCGGGGCUCUGGGAGAAGCUAAUAUUUGUGCAUAAAUUCCCCCAAAUCGUGUUUAUAAAGUCUCUUAUCGCUCCGUUAGUGAAAACCAAGAGAAGAGCCCAGUUCUUAAAAAAGAAUCUACGUGAGAAGUCAACCCACCAAACCUAGAACUGGCCAUUUGGAAACUCCCACAUGUGGCAACAAGGGAACCUCACCGGAGUUUUGGCUUAAGUGACGAGAAAAAAAAAACAAACAAACAAAAACACUCGGCCUGGUAUUUGAGCUCGGAACUUUUAUUUCAGGAAUGUAUCUGCAGUCCCUCAACACAGAUCAAUCCUCAGACUAGCCCAAACGUGGAGGUCGAGAACGAAAUGCACAUUUCUUCUCCGCCUUUCUUCAAAUAGAUAUUUUUUAACUAUCUCCUAGUUGAGCCCAACUUAGAAUGGCCUAUAGGAUCUCCCAGAGUUUUUAGGUGUUCCUUAGAAGCUUCUAAAGCAAGUUUUGGAAGAGAGACUAAUAGCUGUAAAAAUAUAGACAUAUAUAUUAUAUAUAGUUAUAUAUAUAUAUUUAAAGAGAUAAAUAUAUCUAUAUAAAAUCCCUGUACUCUCCGAAUCUGUACAAAGUCUGAUUUCAACAGCCCAGGUCGUGCACGCUGUCUAAUGCAUGAAUGUCAAUACCCUGAGAUCUGCCUUCCUGACGGUGGGCCGGGGGCACACACGAAGAGGGCUCUUGUCUCUAGGAGUUCUGUCACCGUGGACAAACGUGAGGUCCUGGCCAUCUUGUCCACCAGUGAGCGAGCCACUACUGUGGAUUUUGUGCGGAGAGCACCCAGGGGGCAGGACCGGCA
Messenger RNA from Zalophus californianus (California sea lion), 3246 nucleotides. RefSeq names its product proline rich membrane anchor 1 (gene PRIMA1). Lineage: Eukaryota; Metazoa; Chordata; Mammalia; Carnivora; Otariidae. The record is from RefSeq and is a predicted model, not a curated record. Bases 114 to 1073 code for a protein of 319 amino acids. The transcript is spliced from 6 exons.